CCGAUUUUUCGGGCUCUGUUCUGUUCGCCGUAGACUGGAUUAGUUUGGAUUUGCACCGCGUCGUUUUAAAUCUGUUCGGAUCUGACGAUAGCGCGAGGUCUACUGGAUUUGUGUGUUCGAAGAGCUCGGUUGUUCCAGAUUGAAUCUCCUGCACUCGUGGAGUCAUGCGUAUUUUGCCUUGCCUCUUCUCUGCUCUACUUCAGCUUGCUACUUCGGUUUGGUUGGUUCGAUUCUCGGUAUUCCGUUACCGUAUUCCCUUUGCCAACGCCUUGCGUUUUCAAUGCUCCUGAACUUUCUUCAUGGUUCCAAAUCUUCUCUUUUGUUGGCUUGUUGUCUCGUGUGCUUGUAAAACAGUAAGAAGAAGAAGAGAUGGUGCACAAGGAGCUUCAGCAGGCAUGGUGGUUCGACAGCCACAACCUCGCCAGGACGUCCCCAUGGCUAGGCAGCACCCUUUCAGAACUGGAUGACAAGACCAAGCAAAUGCUCAAGCUGAUCGACCAAGACGCGGACUCGUUCGCUCAACGUGCUGAAAUGUAUUACAAGAAGCGCCCCGUCCUGGUGGACAUGCUCGGCGACCUGUACCGCACGCACCGCUCGCUUGCCGAGCAGUAUGACCUGCUGAAGCAUGGCAGCGGCACAUGCCGGUCCAAGUUCAAUCCAUCUCCCUGCACCAAGAGCUGGUCUCCGGGGUCCAUGGAUGGCAAGGCAACCAAGAGCUGGUCUUCAGGUUCCAUGGAUGGCAAGACAACAAGAAGCUCUUCCUCCAACUCACUGUGCUCAGACUCCUAUGACUCGGAGUCUGAAGUCGAUGACCCUGAAGAAGAGCAUGAUGAGAAGGUGUCUGACGCCGAAGCAGAGGCAGAGAAGCACCAGGCUGACCAAGAAGCAGAGCUCAUGCGCGCGGAGAUCAAGAGGCUCAGCGAGCAGAAUGCUGAGCUGCAGAAGGUGAUCGAGGAGAACAAGGCGGCUCACGAGGCGGAGCUCGCCGCGAAGGACGAGGAGAAGAGGGAGGUCAUCAGGCAGCUGGCGUCGUCCAUCGACAUGGUGAAGCAGGAGAACUACACCCUGCGGGAGCUCCUCAAGAGCCCCAACCCCAAGCACCACCCCGCCGCCGCGGCGCAGCCCCGCGGCUUCGAUCUCAGGAAGCUCACCAAGGACCUGUUCUCGGCGAAGCUGUUCACGGGCCAGCGCAAGCAUUCGGGUCCCAUGGUCGCUCUGUGAGUGAGUGAGUUUUGGCGAUGAAGAGAGGAAAUAGCAUGAUGCAGUCUCUCCACCUUGGCAUCCAGAUCCAUGAGAAUUUCUUGUAGCUCAUGUGCAUAUAGGAUGGGUUUCUUUUGGACCGUGUCUGGUCCCGUCCUUGUUCAGGGUUAGCUAGUAGAGAGAAUUUUUAACUAUGUUGCUGUUAUACUCAUGUUUUAUCUGUAGUAAGUAGUAGAAUAGCCAUAUGAAUGUUUGUAUGAUCGCUUAACUAUAGUAAAAAUAUAUUAUUAUUUUUGUCAA
This is a messenger RNA of Triticum aestivum (bread wheat), 1500 nucleotides long. RefSeq names its product protein NETWORKED 3A. NCBI's taxonomy places the organism in Eukaryota, Viridiplantae, Streptophyta, Magnoliopsida, Poales, Poaceae. The record is from RefSeq and is a predicted model, not a curated record. Bases 370 to 1221 code for a protein of 283 amino acids. The transcript has 3 exons. Gene Ontology annotation, molecular function: actin binding.